AGCCAUUUUGGCUCUUGCCGCGUCGCGCGCCCCACCAUCUUGGCUCAACCAGGCUUGGGAUGGCGUGCUGCGAUUUGGUUGCGCCGGCGCCUCGCGUGCUGCUCUUCUCCUUUCCCCGUCGUGCUCUGUUCCGGGAUGGUUCAUCGCCGUUCUCAGGUGGCCGCUCAACAUCGCCGCCUCCGCGCUGCUGAGAACGGCUACCUCAUCGGCAAGACGUCGUCGGUGCUGAUACCUGUUCAGGCGUCACAUGUCGGGCGAGUCGCUAAGAUGGCGCAGUCGCUGGCGCUGCACGAUGCGCACAACACCCUGCUCGGCACACCCGUCCACUUCGCACGCGAUGCUGCUCUACAUGCGGACAUCUCUGACGCUGAUCGCCAGGCUGCGCUGGUGAUCCACAGGACGGCGAAUCGUGCCAAGCAUCACUGGCCCACGCGGCACCCUGCUUCUGCUACCUCUUCGGGAUCUACGGGCACCGCCGCCAAGAGUGGCGCACCUCGCCUACGUGCUGCUGCUGCCGAGUUUGUGCCGCUCCCUGGCUCGUUGGAGGGCAAUGCGGCCUCUGGCGCCGAGUUCUUUCUUGAUGCCAUUAACAUGCAGCUCAUGCACAUGUGGCACUCCAUUGCCGACGCUGGUGCCGCCGCGGCCGCGGCUCAGCAGCUCGCGGCUGAGAGUCGCGACAUGAUGUUUGCAGUGGAACACAAGAGCGAGAAACAGUUCGAGUUGCUCAAGGCAUCCAUUUUGGUGCACGAGCUACUUCCCGCGGCCGCCGUGGCUGGAGACGGGGCGCCUCUUGAGGCCAAGCUCCACGACCUAGAGAAUGUGCUCACCGAGAAGUUGUCCACCUUUCGUGAUGAAGUGCAAAGAGAGGUGGAGGACCUCAGUGCUGGGCAACGUGCCGUCUCUUCUUUCGUGGAAGACAACUAUCAGACAGUUCUUCAAAAGCUGGUGCAGCUGCAGCAAUUUGUUUUUGAGGCUCCUUCGGUUUCUGAGUUGAACGUUAAACUGGAAUCAAUGCGCGGUCUGUUCCGUUGCCACACGGCCAAGAUCACAGAUACGGUUUCUCAGAAUAUGACUGCUGCUCGUGCAUACAUAGAUGAGGAAAUCGCGAAAGUUUCUGUCCCGUGCGAGGCUGCGCUCUUGAAGUCGUUGGCUAAGCCCUUGGACCGUCUCUGGACUGACUGCCAAGAGUUGGUCAACCACUCGAGGGACGAGGUCUGCGAGUUCAUGACCGCGGUUCGGGGUGGCACUCUUGCCGACGCCCGCAUGCUCAUCACAGAGUCGCUCGACGAGAAAGGGGUUUCCCGUCUCGCCCAGCUCGUGGCUGCAAUCCAAGACGACAUUGCGCAGCUCCGCUCUCUGCCUGCGCAGGCGGCCCUGGCAGCUUCUGUCCAAGAACAGGUUGCCACCCAUGAGACCGCACUGCAUCAGAUGAGUGCUCUGAUAGGCACGAUGAUUGAGAAGAACACGGAUACGAUCGUUGAAGCUGCCACGAAGUCUGUUAUCUUAUUUGCUGAUUCUGCUGCCUUCGCUACCAAAGUGAAGUGUGCGGUGGCUGCACUGGAUCGUGGCGUGCCCUCUGGUCAGGCGGCCCGCCUUCGGCCCCCUGUUCAUGAUUGCGGCGUUUCUGACGAUGAUGAUGACGGUGAUGGAAGUUUUGACGAGACCUGGCAGGACAGCGAAGGCAACGUCAGGACUACACAUUGGUCGCCGUGACGGGCUUCAAGAUUGACAUGGAUGCUGUGAACGAUGGCUUCCUUUCCCCGCUCGUCGGCCUCUCUGUGCUGGUGGGGUCGGUGAAGCUCCCGUGUACCGCUCUUAUUCUUAUAGAUCGAUUGGCUGUUGAUCAAUAUGAUCAGUGCCAGGCGGUGCAUAAGCUCGCCUGUCGAUCCUUCUUGCGAUGUGUCGUUACUUUUCUCCGCCAUGCGAAACUGACAGCCAGCGGACAUUACCACGUUGUUUUCUUCACAACUAGCCCACCCUGAUCACGUAAUGGAAGCCCCUGGUCGUGGGGUCAGAUGGACUCCCGCCCUACACCCAAUUACAACAUGAAUACAACAUUCGCGGAUUGGGUGGCGGAGGAGGAAGGAGUCGCAUUGAUUUAUUUGGGGUGGAGGCCAGCUUCCAUCGCACGGCAGCGACCACACUUCUCAAUUGACCAAGCCGGGCGAGGAUUAAAACAGCCGUGUUCCCGAGCGCAGUGGGCAAUGGUUUGCUAGCCCGUUGCUGAGAGCUUGCUGCUGGACAUUAUAAACCAACGUGACGUUCACAGCCUCCUUGAUAGACCGUUGCUGAGAGCUUGCUGCUGGACAUUAUAGACCAGAGUGACGUUCACAGCCUGCUAUUGGCUUUUCGACGCAGUCAGACUGGGCGCACGAGAAAACAAAGUGUCAGGGAUUGGCUCAUACUGUUGUUGGGCCAGUCUAGGGGCCCUCUUGCGCUAUCGGGGGCCUCUUGGGAGCCUAUUAGGCCGUCUUGGAGCGACCUCAGGAGAUUCGGUCAUAUACGUGUCCCAGGCUUCUGCUGCAGGAGAGGGGGUAUGGCUUCGCAUGGACAGCAAGGUGUUGAGAAGAGGGUCUAAGAUUUCACUAGACACUACACCGUUGGCAGGGG
This is a messenger RNA of Prorocentrum cordatum, 2610 nucleotides long. The record is from the annotation of a GenBank genome assembly. NCBI's taxonomy places the organism in Eukaryota, Dinophyceae, Prorocentrales, Prorocentraceae.